Molecule: messenger RNA, 1127 nt
Organism: Musa acuminata AAA Group (dessert banana)
Lineage: Eukaryota; Viridiplantae; Streptophyta; Magnoliopsida; Zingiberales; Musaceae
Product: 14-3-3-like protein
Exons: 6
Coding region: 189-974 (261 amino acids)
Biological process (GO): signal transduction; intracellular protein localization
Cellular component (GO): cytoplasm
Source: RefSeq, a predicted model, not a curated record
GGCUGGAGUCUCUGCGUGUAACAAACAAACGGGUAGAAGAAGUAUUUUUCUGAUCCCCACACCCUUCGCCAACCCGAACAACAGAUGGAGAUCGAUCGAUCGGCUUAGCUCCAUCGCGGACAACAAAGCAGAGCCCUAAGCGUCUCGCUUCGGUGAAGGAAGAGGUUCUUUCGUAGAGAUCUACCGAAAUGUCUCCGGUUGAGUCGCCGCGCGAGGAGAAUGUGUACCUGGCCAAGCUUGCGGAGCAGGCGGAACGGUACGAGGAGAUGGUUGAGUUCAUGGAGAAGGUGGUGAAGACGAUCAACAAGGAGGAGCUUACCGUGGAGGAGCGCAACCUCCUCUCGGUGGCCUACAAGAACGUGAUCGGAGCUCGCCGUGCGUCCUGGCGCAUUAUCUCCUCUAUCGAGCAGAAGGAGGAGAGCCGUGGGAACGAGGAUCACGUCGCGUUGAUCAAGGAGUACCGUGGCAAGGUUGAGGCCGAACUCAGCAAGAUCUGUGACGGGAUCCUGAAGUUGCUUGAUUCCCACCUUGUCCCCUCUGCAACUUCUGCGGAGUCCAAGGUGUUUUACCUUAAGAUGAAGGGUGACUACCACAGGUACCUGGCAGAGUUUAAGACUGGAGCUGAGAGGAAAGAAGCCGCUGAGAGCACACUUGUGGCUUACAAAUCUGCACAGGAUAUUGCUUUAGCUGAAUUGGCUCCGACUCAUCCAAUAAGGCUUGGGUUGGCACUUAAUUUCUCUGUGUUCUACUAUGAGAUUCUUAACUCACCAGAUCGAGCUUGCAGCCUUGCAAAGCAGGCUUUUGAUGAGGCCAUUUCUGAACUGGAUACCUUGGGAGAAGAAUCAUACAAGGACAGCACCUUGAUUAUGCAGCUUCUCCGAGACAACUUGACAUUAUGGACCUCUGAUAUCACGGAGGAUGGAGCUGAUGAAAUCAAGGAAACUCCAAAGAAGGAAUCUGGAGAGGGCCAGUGAUCUCCAAUUAGUUGCUUUCUCGUGCUGAUAAGAAUGUAUCAUUUAACUAGAUGCUGUCAGGAUCUUGUGCUUUUUUAUUGUCCUCUUUAUGUGUAGAGGACGACAAACUAUUCGACAAUUAUUUUCUAGUCAUUGGAUUCUCCUUUGUCUUCA